Molecule: messenger RNA, 328 nt
Organism: Pneumocystis carinii B80
Lineage: Eukaryota; Fungi; Ascomycota; Pneumocystomycetes; Pneumocystales; Pneumocystaceae
Exons: 3
Coding region: 45-314 (89 amino acids)
Source: RefSeq, a predicted model, not a curated record
AUUUUCUUUAAAACGUCUUUUCAAUUACCUUUUUUUUGAAAAAAAUGUCUGAUACUUUAAAACUUUUAGAAAGUCUUGAUAAUAAAACUCGUGAUGAACUAUCUCAAUUUAUUGAACAAGAAAAUGGAAAAGCAAAAAUACAGCAAGGUAUAUUAGAAUUUACAGAUCGUUGUUUCAAACGCUGUAUUACAAAUAAACUUGGAAACAAUUUAGAUCGUUCUGAAGAAACUUGUCUUCAGAACUGUGUUGAUAGAUGGCUUGAUGUAAAUAUUCAUCUUAUUAAAUAUCUAGAAAAUUCAAAAAAAGCAACAUAAAAAUAAUUUUUGUA